Messenger RNA from Neopsephotus bourkii (Bourke's parrot), 3952 nucleotides. RefSeq names its product LanC like family member 3 (gene LANCL3). Gene Ontology annotation, cellular component: plasma membrane. Gene Ontology annotation, biological process: peptide modification; carbohydrate metabolic process. The transcript is spliced from 6 exons. The record is from RefSeq and is a predicted model, not a curated record. NCBI's taxonomy places the organism in Eukaryota, Metazoa, Chordata, Aves, Psittaciformes, Psittacidae. The coding region runs from base 128 to 1363 and encodes 411 amino acids.
CCUCUCCCGCCGCGCUCCCUCCGCCCCGCUCCCCCGCCCCCUCCUCCGGCAGCUCCCCGCUCGCUGGCUCCUUCCCUGCCUCCCUCCCGCCGCUCCCCGCUGCGCAGAGCGCCGCGCCGGCGGGGUUAUGGAGAGCCAGCGCUGCUUCGCCAACCGCUUCGAUGACUACCCGGGCAGCCCGGAGGCGGCGCCGGACAAGGAGGCGGCGGUGCCGCUAGUGACGGCCACCAUCGAACGGAUCCUACGGGAGCUGCCGCCCCUGGGCGGCCCCCGCGGCUGCCAGGGCGGGCUGUACGGCGGCGUGGCCGGCGUGGCCUACAUGCUGUACCACGUCGCGCAGUGCCCUCUGUUCGCGCCGUCGCGGGAGGCCUACCUGCGAGCGGCUCGCCGCGUCGUGGACGCCUGCCUGCGCUACCAGGAGGGCAGCGGCGAGGCCGACGCUGACACCCGCGCCGCCUUCCUGCUGGGGGGCGCCGGGGUGUACGCGGUGGCGGCACUGGUCUACAGAGCUCUGGGGCUGCCCGACUUCGCCCGGCCGCUGGGCAAGUUCCGGGAGCUCAGUGAGGUCUGCGCCCCGCUCUCCUUCCUCGAGUGCGGCUCGGACGAGCUCUUCGUCGGCCGCGCCGGGUACUUGUGCGCUGCCCUGGUGCUGAAACAGCGGCUGGGCAUGGAGGUGCUGACCCCAGCACAAAUAAAAUCAAUUUGCCUGGCCAUACUAGAAUCGGGAAAGCAGUAUGCAGUGAAGAAGCGGAAACCAUUCCCUCUCAUGUAUUCGUACUAUGGAACGGAGUACCUUGGUGCAGCUCAUGGGCUUUCAUCAAUCCUUCAGAUGUUACUUUCCUAUUAUGAGUACCUGCAGCCAGCAGAUCAGGAACUUGUGUGGCAGAGUGUUGAUUUUCUUAUGGACCAAGAACAGAAUAGCAACUGGCCUCCUGAGCUGGGAGAGACAAUCGAGCGGGAAAAUGAGCUUGUGCACUGGUGUCAUGGAGCUCCAGGCAUUGCAUACCUGUUUGCCAAAGCUUACCUGGUUUCCAAGAAGCCUCAAUAUCUGGACACUUGUAUCCGCUGUGGAGAGCUAACUUGGCAGAAAGGCCUGUUGAAGAAGGGACCUGGAAUAUGUCAUGGAGUGGCUGGUAGUGCUUACGUGUUCCUGCUGCUCUAUAGGCUCACUGGAAACUCAAAAUACAUAUACAGGGCACAAAGGUUUGCAGAAUUCUUGUUUACAGAAGAAUUUAAGGCUGGUUCCCGGGCAUUAGAAAGUGUAUAUAGUCUGUAUGAAGGUUUCUCAGGAACUGUGUGUUUCCUGACUGACUUGCUGCAACCCAACCAAGCCGAGUUUCCUCUCUUCAGUGUCUUUGUCUAGAGAGCAACAUUCUUGAGGGCCACAUCCUGGUGAGGAUGGGAGAGGACACCUGCAGUUUCACUUAUUUGUCAAGACAGGCUAUUACAAAACAAGCCAGUGGUACCACUAAUGCUAGCCUUAACAUAGCUGGGAGUCAGGUGAAAAAGAAACUACACUGGGGUUUUGGGAGGGAAGUGUGUGGUCAAAAAAAAUAGGAUAGUGAAAAAAAAAAAGGGGGGGGGGGGAAGUGACUGAAUCUGAUGUGGUAAAUAUUUCACUGUAGUAACAAGCAAAAUCUAAUUACUCAAGUGAGAGAGAAAAGGGCAUUCUCAAACUCUUAACUUGGUGGUUAUGCUGGGUUUAAAAAAAAAAAAAAAAGGCGAGCUAGGAUUACAGGGAUAUGCAAAGAAGAAACAGUGAUGCAUCCAAUAGGUUUUAAAAAGAGACUUGCAAAAAACUUCAUGCAGCAAUGCACUUAUUGGAGAGGGUGUCAUAGACAUGUCACUACACUGCACAAAGGCAAAAUCUGGGAUUUUUUACCUAAACCACAUCUACUAGUUCUAGUAACAUGUAUUAGAAAUACUUGUAUCCUGGAGCUCUUUUGUCUUCAUGUGCGUAUAAUGAUGUUUAUGUAGAUAGCUGUAUAUUUAGCCUGCAGUUUCACAGGUUCAUUUUAGCUAGUGGGGUUUCAUGUGUGUAAAUGAGAACUUAAUGUGACCCUUCCUUUCAGAGCUCAGUCUACCAUGAGGAGCUGGUCUCCUAACUGAUUCACUGUGUCACUUUUGUCAAUACUUUCCCUGUCACAGGGAAGAUGAAUGGAGCCAUUGAAAAGACUUGGAUUGAAAAGUUCUAUAGCAAAGAUACAACAGGCAGAUGCUUUUUUCAUGGUACAACAUUACUAGAUAAGUAUUGUUCAGUGGUAUAAAAAAAAUCCUUUAAAAAUUAAUUACUUACAACGGCAUUCCUGAUCAAUAACAUACAUAUUUUAGAGAAUGGAAAAUCUGUUUUCCCUGAUGAAUUGUUCACUACAAUCCUGCAAACUGAAUGCAAAGCUUGGGUGGCAUACUGGUCUUAAAACCCCCGAUAAUGAAUUUCAAAUUUUCUUCUUUUCCUGAUCAACCAAAUAAUGUGUAUGCCCAAAUGAUUUGCAGCUAUGGAAAUAAAUGGGUUGCUCAAUACUAGUUGCACUAGCACUUAAUGUUGCAAUUAUAUGCUGUUUUAUAUGUAUUAUAUAUAUGACAUGGUACUUGUAAACUAAAGAAAACACUAACAUAGGUUUGUACUAAAACCUAUAAAAUCAAUAUCCAUAUUUAAAGUAUAUUUAAUAUUUAUUUAUUUAUUUUUAUGGGAAUAAUGUAAUGCAAUUACCUUUAAAGACAGAUUGGGAAGACCAGAAUGUCGAAAGGUGGAAUUAGGGUGAAAAAUGUAUCAUGCAUGCACUGCCAAACAAUGCAGUCUCUCUUCUUGCAUUCUCAGCUGGAGAAUAUUACAAUUCUUUUAUUUUUGAUGGCUAGUGGAUAAAGUUCCCAUUUAAUUUUGGUAUUCCUUGAUCAGGCUGUACGUUGGAGCCAGGUCUGACAAUCCUUCCACAUUUUAAUAGAGUAAUCUCAUUCCUAAUCUUGCCACUUAUUUUAAUGUCUUGCAUUAUUAUGAGCUGCAGAUUACAACUUCUGUUUUGUCUUGCACUGUGCAGCUCUAAUUAGUUAGUCAAAGAAGUAACCAUAUUUCAUUAGUGAAUAAAGCAAUGCAGCUCAGUAUCAGUUUGUCAAGAACUAUGGGAUUUUUUGGUGAAUGGAAAUGUUAAAAUUCAAUGUAGAGUUGCUAUGUGUUUACAUAAUUGUGAGAUAAAAGGUCUUCUAAGCAAGCCGUUGAUGUCACUUUGUUACUCUGAGCAGUGAGAUGUGUACACAUAGGAGCUACACCAGCCCCAGGAGGUAUACAUGUGAGGCUAAAUCAAAAAGUCAGUGGAGAUGCGCAUGUCCUCUGCCCAGCCCUGCUGCAGUGCUCCUGUUAGAUCAAAGUCAAUUGUCAGUAGUGGAGACUGUAAACCCAUUAGGAUUUUUAUCUAGUUGCUUCCUGUAAUGCAUGUGUCUCAUAUAUUUCAUAACAUGAAUCGUUUUAAAGAAAUGUUUAAGGAAGGUAAAACUGGGCCUAUUCACUUUUCCCCUGUGCUAAAUAGCUUUUCAGUCUCAAUUUUUAUUGGGAGGUAAUGUCACUCAGCUAAAACAUGUAAGAAACAGCAUUUGUGCUAUAGCAUUUCAAUAGCUACUGUAACCGUAUCCUAUCUUAUUGUAAUACAGAGAACUAGCUUUUGCCAUGAUCUAAACUCAAGCUGUUGCAAUCUGCGUAUAUUGGCAAUCCUUUUAUUUAGAGAUACAAGCAUAAACCAAAAACAUCUAGCAUUUUGAUAACUACACCCUCAAAAAACACAACCAACUCCAGACUUAAGCCUUAACACAAUCUACAUAUAUCAGAACAGUAAUCAUGACCUUUUGAUUUUGUACUCGGUGCUUACAUUUUAAUUAUCAGUGGGCCACGACAUUUAAUUGUGUCCAGUUAGUUAUUUCUCAGGAAAUGCUUGAAGAAAAUCUUUGCCAAAACCUCAGUAAA